GCGUAAACAAUAGAUAUUAAUAAUAUAUUUUCGGCCAUUGUCGAAGCGGCUAUUGUUCGAUGCAAGAUUAUCGAAUGCGAAAUUGCUUUUGGAAAAUAAGUUUAAUGUGUUCUGAUUAUAAAAUGGACUUAAAUAAUACAAGUGAACACCCUACAAUUAAUGAUGAUGUUGGUGAGGAAGAUGCUUUUAUAAAUAUAGUGAAUAGUAUCAUCCAAUUAACAUCUGCCAUUAAUGUUGAUUUUCCGGGAGAAACAGAAUUGCCUUCUUCUGAUUCCGAUGAUGAAGAGGAAGAUGAUUUCUGGUUUUUGGAAAGUACUCGGUCAGAAAACAGACCUUUGAAGAAGGAGUUUGUAUUUUUAGAGGAGCAUUCAUUAGUGAAAAAAAUAAUAUAUGAAGAAAACGAAGAAGUGGAGGUGUUGGUUGAAGAAAAGAAUAAAAAGAGAGAGAUGACGGUAGAAAAUAAACAGUUGAAAGAAUUAAUUCAAGUGGAUAAGAGAAGAAAAACUGAUGAUAGAUUUGCAUACGAAAGUCAAUCAAAUGAUGAUAAUGAAGAAACAACCAAAUGUUUCGGUGGUUUUGUGGAAUUUUUCCGCAGAUUUAAGUCUAUCAUCUGCUCUUGUUUAAAAAGUAAAAAGUAAAAUAACAGAAUGUAGACCUUCGUCUACAUUUUUUUUGUUCAGCUGAAAAAAAGGAAAAAAAUGUUAAAUUUUUAAAAAUAUUAUUAGAAAAAUUUAUUGUUCUUACAAUUAUAACGAAGGCAGAUUACAAAAUUUACUUGUUCAAAAUAUUUGGUGUGCAACUUUAAUCGGCAGGCGCCCUGGUAUCAUCUGCUCUGUACUUUCGGCCCAAUUAUCAAUGCUUAAUAAUAACAGAGCAAAAUAUAAUUACUAUUGCAUUCGGUUGAAAUUUUAUGGAAAAGUUUAAAAAAAAUUCGAAUGAAGUAAAAAUGAAA
This is a messenger RNA of Centruroides sculpturatus (bark scorpion), 952 nucleotides long. RefSeq lists its product as uncharacterized. The coding region runs from base 60 to 638 and encodes 192 amino acids. The record is from RefSeq and is a predicted model, not a curated record. The transcript has 5 exons. Lineage: Eukaryota; Metazoa; Arthropoda; Arachnida; Scorpiones; Buthidae.